AAGUUUGUUGUAAUGACACACGUACGAAGUCGGGACCCCUUCAGUGUUAAAUUGUUAUUGUGACCAAUUCAAAGGUCAUCUGUACUUUACAACGAUUACUGUCUAAUGUGCUACGUUAAAAUGCAUUACAAUUACAAAUUGCCUGUAACAUUGGAUUUGGAUAUAAGUGUGACAGAAUUGAAGCGAUACAAGCUUAUAUUACAAAUCGAUAUUGACGCACUACCAUUUUGAAACAUGAAAAUGGAAGUUCGUCGGAAAAAUCGAGGGUUUUUCAAAAUGGACCCAGUCGUGGACAUGGGAAGCCCGUUUAACGGCAAAAGGGACAAAAAUUGCAAUUUAAAAACUGAAAUAACACCGCCGGGUGUCAGUGGGAUUUUCCGACAGAAAUCGUUUGGUACUUGCGACCGUCAAUUGUCAACAUUGUCGUCGUAUGUGCGAGCUGCAUGUUCCUUGAACAACACAGCCGGUAACAUCGGAAAUUUAUUCACACGCAAAAUGGCGGCCAGUGCAAAUACAUCAUGUCCGUGGCCCAAUAGUCAAGAUGACUAUGAAUUACGAGAUGUCAUUGGUGUUGGUGCAACAGCGGUUGUAUAUUCAGCCUAUUGCAAGCCGAGGAAUGAAAAAUGUGCUAUUAAAAGGAUUAACUUAGAAAAAUGGAAUACAUCCAUGGAUGAGCUCCUUAAGGAGAUUCAAGCUAUGUCCAGCUGCAACCAUCUUAAUGUUGUCACAUAUUAUACCAGUUUUGUGGUCAAUGAUGAGCUGUGGCUGGUGCUGAAGCUGUUAGAAGGUGGAAGUCUCCUUGAUGUCAUAAAGCAUAAAAUGCGAGUAUCCAAUUGCAAGCAUGGUGUCUUUGAUGAGUCUACUAUUGCCACUGUAUUGAAAGAAGUUUUGAAAGGAUUGGAAUAUUUCCACAGCAAUGGACAAAUACACAGGGACAUCAAGGCUGGCAACAUUUUGUUAGGUGAAGAUGGAACAGUGCAGAUUGCUGACUUUGGUGUCUCAGCUUGGUUGGCAACGGGCAGAGAUUUAUCUAGGCAGAAAGUCAGACACACCUUCGUAGGCACACCAUGCUGGAUGGCACCUGAGGUCAUGGAACAGGACCAUGGCUAUGAUUUCAAGGCGGACAUUUGGUCAUUUGGUAUAACUGCUAUAGAAAUGGCAACUGGCACUGCACCAUAUCAUAAAUACCCACCAAUGAAAGUUUUAAUGUUAACUCUGCAAAAUGACCCACCGAAUUUAGACACAGGUGCAGAUGAAAAGGAACAGUAUAAAGUGUAUGGCAAGACAUUCAGGAAGAUGAUUAUAGAUUGCCUGCAGAAGGACCCGUCAAAGAGGCCGACUGCGACGGAGCUGUUGAAACAUCCAUUCUUCAAGAAAGCUAAAGACAAAAAAUAUCUCACUCAAACACUGGUUGCUAUUGGGCCUAGCAUGGAAACGCGUGUUCAUAAGGCAAGUAAACGCCAGCCCGGCGCUUCGGGUCGUCUUCACCGCACUGUUACUGGCGAAUGGGUUUGGAGUGAAGAAGAGGACGAAGGUGAAACACCGGGCUCAGACGAGGAAGCCCCAGACAAGCGCCCGAUGAACGAAUUGCAACGAGCUGACUCCAGCGGCAGUGACAAUGAUGACGAAUCUACUGUUCCUAAAGAAACUGCGCCUCGACCUGUAGCUUCGCCUCCUGCUCAGACUGAACCCAAUGUGGUCAACCUAGUGCUGAGGCUAAGGAACGCUAGAAAAGAGUUGAACGACAUACGAUUCGAGUUUAUCAACGGGAAGGACACGGCUGAGGGUAUAGCUGCGGAACUGGUUGGCGCGGGUCUAGUGGAUCCUCUCGACUCCGCACCAAUUUCUGUCAACCUCGCCAAGCUUUUACAAAUGCAGAAGCAGCCGCAGCCGCAGCCGGCGAAAACUGUGACAUUCCACUUGAAUUCGACUGGACCGAACGAAGAAUUUGACGACAAAACAUUAAUAGGUUUCGCGCAGAUAUCCCUCGUAGAUUUAGGUUAAAAACGACUUGUAAUCUCAUUCUAGUUGCUAUGUACUUGUAUUUCUUUCUAAAUGGUGCUAGCGAGUUUAGAUACCUAAAGUUCAUUGUAUUAUUAUUAUUUUUUUUAUUUGCAUUCGGCGCCAUAUUUCGCUGGCCGUUACGCGCCGGACCAAAGAUCUUUAGUUUUAAAUAUUAUUUUAUAUUAUUGAUAAAAAAAAAUUAACGAGCAUAUCAAGCUUUACCUCUCUGUAUUUAAAAUGAUCUUGAGGGGUUUUAAGUUUGAAAUCUUUAGGUUUAUGUUUAAUCUGUAUUCAAAUAAGUUUUGUGGCGAUAUUUUUUAUAGUAUUUAGUGUCGUAUUUGGACGCUGAUUUGGGUUCGUUUAUAAGGAAAAAUUUAAAGAAACUCAAAUGUCAGGAGUAGAUCUGACGUUUAGUAAAUUCGUAUUGGUCAUGCUUUAUUAUCAAAAUUCUCUGCCCGCCAGUACGCGUUUUUUUAAAAACGAAUAAAACUAUAUUCCACUUUUAAAAACGAAAUAUAAUAAUAUUACGCCUGUGUCUGCAACUUUUCUUAAAAAAAUAAUUGUGAUUAUAUAUCAGAGAAAACUCCUUGGUUAUCUUAAUAAUGCCUUUAGCAAAGAGUUGUAUAACUAAAAAAAUGAGUUUCCAUAAUAUAUGACAGUGACUACUUUUAUUACUAAAAUAAAAUAUGAUCGAUUUUGAUUUAUAUUAUGCGAUAUCGUCGAUAUGGAAUUUUAAAGUAGUCAUACAGUCUUAGUCCUUAUAAAUUUAUGAGUUUAUGAAAUAAAAUCCAAUGAAUAGGCGUAAUAUUAAUUAUAGCUACCGAGCAACAUCGUAUGUGUGUUGCCGACUUUAAUGUCUUAUGAUAUACAUUUUCAGCAAACCUUCCACGAAACUGUGCCUUCCAAUACAAUAUUUCAUACAUUUAUCGAAAAUAUAAUUUUGAAUAAUAAUAUAUCCAUUAGAAAAUAUUUCGUCACACUUUCUGCCAAUCUUGCUUACAUUCCGAAUAAUUUUGCAUUUCGCUUUACAAUAUUUAGACAUUUGUUUUAACUAAAUUUUCUCAUUUGUAAAUCAAAAAUAUAAUAUCAAAACUUAUUUAGAAACUCAUAAAAAGUACUUUUUUUAUAGUUUUAAUUUAAAUUUAAUACUAAAAUUAUAAGAAAAUUUUGACAUCAAAAUUUGACUCGAUUUACUCGACUGGACUUGAGUAUAUAUUGACAUUUUUAGAAUCGAUUUAUCUGAAAGCCUUUUGUCGUUUAACUAAAUAAAUAAAAAAGAUACUUUUUUGCAUUUGAUUGUGUUUAUGGUUUUCAACACGAAAAUAAUGCACACAUACUAAAUUUGGCUUAAAUUUGCUUAUAAAGAAAAAUAAAAAAUUAUAUAUUAAAUAAGACGAUGAUACUAAUUUAAUUUAUUAUUAUCGAACAUUACGGUUUCAAUUACGUAAUUUUUCGUUGAACCCUGUGCAUGUUUUGCGAAUAUUAUGAGGAAGGCGUCGUGAUUUUGACGUGCGAAUCGUAGUCUUUCCGAAAUACGUCGAAUACUCAUCGAUAAAUAGGGUAAUUGAAACUAUUUAUUACUGUCUUUGACUAUAAAAAAUUGUGCCAUUUAAAACUCCUUUUGCUGUUGCGUGGCUAUCGUCUUCCCUUGCCGGAAUAUAUCCAUAUAAAUAUUUAAUUUAACUUAACCGAUUUAGACUAACUUCUUCACUGAUGUAGUUAUGUGUAUUAGUGCAUACUUUUCUAUCUUAUCCCUCAUAUAAUAUUACUUUAAUAAGCCGCGUAGCAGGGAACUUUUCUAUAGCCGUUCAGGUGUUACCGAAAAAGUCAAUUCUGCAUUGACUGAAGUGUAUUAAAAAACAAGUAGCGGUCAUAACUUAUUGAACAAACAAUUUAAAUUAAAAACGACUAAGAAUAAAGCCCUAUAUUAAAAUUAUAUAUCUCCGCAUGAAUUAAUAAUGACACAAGAGGAAAAGUCACCCCGAGAUAUAUUAACAAUACUCUUAAAAAAAGUAUCUCUCUGUCAUAUUUUUUUUUAUUGAUUUAUGAUGUGAUUUACAAAAUACCCGACAUUUGUGAAUUUAGUUAAAUAACGUUUUACCGUUAUUCGAUUUUAUUGUACUGGCAAUGUUUACAAAUUAUACGGCAUUGCCAUAAUCAUUACCAGGGUAAAAUUAUAUCAAAACCGAAUUUCAAAAUAUUAUACUUUAAAAUCGUUUGAGUUUUUUUUCCAUCUUCGCUCGAAUAACGACUAAUAAGUAUUGAGUAUUUUAUUUUAAUACAUAAAAUUAUAAUAGACUUUUUUAUUCCCUUUUUUUUAGUAGUAUAUGAAACAUGAACAUUUUGAGUAAGAAUUUGUUGCGUACCAAAUUUUUUUUUAAAUAUUUAAGCACGUAAGAAUUAAAUUGACGUUAUAUUUGUUUUUAAUAAAUUUCGACAUGUUUUACAACCAUGUUCGUAUAAUAAGAAUCGUAAUCGACGAUCAGGAAAUCUCCAUGUUAAAACCCAUCGUUGUAGCGAAUAACUUACUAGAGAUCAUGUCUAAGUUAUACAAUUUUUACGUUGUUACACUCUGCAUUAUCUAAAUUUGUGCAAACCAGUUUGCGCAGUUAAGCGCGAGCAAUAAUUAUCCCACAAUUUCAUAAGCACGACCUCUGGGAAACUUGUACAGCAAUGUUUUUAUAUUCUUUCUUUUAAUUUCAAGCGUACUUUUUAUUCGCAGACAACAUUUAUUCUUUUCGUGUGGUUUUUUCGUUACUGUGCAAACAGGACUGUGCGAAGAGUGUAUAUGGGUAUUAAAAGUGGGUUUGUAUGUAAGCAAAUAUACGUGUAUUUGUUGCCUACACGUGAAUAGUUUUAGAUACAUGGAGUAUUGAAAAUUUUGUGUUUGUCCGUAAUCCCAUAGAAUAAUUAGUGAUCAAGCCUUCACUGCGCGCCUUUGUGGUAAGACAUCCACAUUUCAUUACUGCAAAUUGCAUUGUUAGUGUUUUAAAGUAAUAAAAGUCUAUAAUUAAUCUUGUAUCGUUAUAAUAUUUCAUUUUAAAAUUACUCGAGCUGAUUUGCAUGAUAUAUUCAUUACAAAAAUAUUAAUAUGUAACGAUAGUUUUGAAUCGAAAAAACUAAAUAUAUUGAUCGUAUUUUUUAUUACUUUAUCCACCGAAAAUAAUUGAGGAAAUACACUAAGAUGAAGUAUUAUUUAGUUGAUUUUUAUUUGUAUGACUUGUAUCCAAAUAUAAUUCAGAAAAGUUUGAAUUUUAUUGAAAUGGUAUUUGCUAAAAAGAAAUUCAAACCUAAAUUGAAAAUAAACGCGUGUCCUGUUAAUAUAACCGCAGUGACGUAAUCGUGUUCUGACAUUAUUAUGACAUGCGCAAUAAUUUUCUAUGUAAAGCAAAAAAAAUUAUUCAGUUUUUUUAAGAGCAAUAAAUGAGUUCGACUCGCCUCUCAAUUAUUAUGAAGUAAAAUUAAUAAGCUUAAUACCAUUUCUAGUGUAUCCGUUUUGUGUUAUGUUACAUGUAUAGAAUGUUGAUAUGUAAAUAAAAUAUUGUAUUCGGUAUCGUGUUUUACAUUUAUGAAAUUGGUGUCGAUUUUGUGCUAAAAUACUAAUAACUAAGUAGAAUUAUUUUACUAAUAAACUGUAUGACUUGUCUAAUCGACAUUGCAAAAUAUAAUAAUUAUGUUUAUGAACGGUAGUAAUAUCACAUUAAAUUAACUGAGUUUUUGUACGAAUUUCAAAAUAUAUAGCAUGUUUUUGAAUUACUAAUAUGAAUUGAAACCAAUGAGCGAUGAAAAUAGAAAAAAAAAAUUACGUUUCGACUGAUUAUUAUGACCACUACAGAAUAAAAUUGUAUUUUUUUUUUAUUUUAAUCGUCUAACAAAUCAUUUGAAGCGGGUAAAACGGAAGUUUUAUUAAAAAACUAUUUUACUGUAAUGAAUUAUUAUGUAAUCUGUCUCCUGUAAUCAAAUGAUAUCAAUUGCGCACCAAAAAUUGUGUCAAUAACUUAAUAAUUAUAUAUCUAAGAAAAUUGUGGAGUGGAAUCUGAAACUUAAUGAGAAUUUGUUUAAUUUUAUUAUUGACAUAGAUUGUUGUUAAUUGCAAUUAUCAAACUCGGUAAGGCCAAAGAUAAGAUUGGACCAGAACAAAAAUAUCUUUUAUAAAUGUCGGUGGGCCGGAAAAUAUCCCGUUAACGUCAUCAUCAGAUCGGAAUCGUGAAGGUCGACGCGUAUUUAAAUGAUCGGAAGUCGAUUUUGCGUGUACUAUAAAAAAAAUUUAUAACCAAACCUCGUGCCCGUUUCUUUCCAGCAGAUGUUCUAAAUAAAAACCGCGUUUAAUCCCAAGGUCGAAUAAAUACUUCGAGGAAGUCGUUUAACGGGAAUGUUACCGAAUAUUCUGGAACAUAAUAUGUUUUUUUUUUAUUUGGCCGCGUAGGAAUUAAUCGUUUCAAUGCGUAUUAUAAAGUUCUUGAGGACAAUUUCAUGAAUGUAAUGCAUGAAUAAAAUGUAAAUUGAAUGAUUACCUAUUGUGUGCCUUGCUUUGCUUAGUAAGUGAUAGUAUUAAGGCGUUCGAUAGGACUCGAACAUCAAUAUUGAAUUCGCUGUUUAAUUUGCACUUUUUUUCUUUUAAUUAAACAUACGCUGUUAUUUUCUAAAGACGUAUUGAACAAGAAAUGAUAAAUUUAAACGUUUGUUAAUUUUCUAGAUGUAACAUUACUAAAGUUUAUAAUAAUUAGAAAUAACAAAUAUUUCGAAUGGUGAAUAUUUGGACUAUUUAUAUACAUAUAAAUACUAUUUAAGAACGAGACAAUUUCUUUUACAUGUCCCCUAUAUUGUUAUCGAUGAUAUCAUUGUCAUUUAAUUUUUUUUUUUUGUAAUUCUGCGGCAUGUACUUACAAAUCUUUGAAUUCGAUAUAUUAAUGAUAUAUUUUCAUAUAAAAAAAGAAUUGUAGCUUAUCUUUGGUUUCGCUUAAUCGUAAAUUGUACUCUUGAAUUUUGUAGGUUAAUUUAUUUAUUAUUAUAAACUUAUAUGUAAUCUCAAAUGUUCCUUUUAGUUCGUAAAUUGUAAACGGGAUCCAGUUUACAGAAUAUAAUGCGGGAAAUUGACUAAUAGUAAUUAAUAUUAUAUCAAUAAUUAUUUGUGAAAGUAUAUGUGAAUUUCUUUAGUACAUGUGCUUUUUGCUUUUUUUUCUUAGUGAUAGUUGAAUUUAAUCGAUAUAUUUUACCGGUUGUACGAUUAAAUCAUAGAAUUGAAAUGUUGGCUGUAAAAUGUUAAGUUCGUGUUUAUGUCACGGUUAAAAAAAAAUCUGUAGUUAUUCAGUAUCAAAGUAUUUCACGGAUCUGUCAUUUUACCGCCAAUCAGUAUGUGUUUGGGUCUAAAAGUUAGUCAAGUAGGGUUCAUUCAAAGUAUAGCUUUUACAUUUUAAUCGAAUUUAAAAACAUUUUCUACAAUUUCAGAUAAUUGUACCACAUGCGUAAUUUAUAUUUCUAUUCUAUAGUUCAUCGUUUCUUAAACUGGGGUCGCGUCUGAAGCGGGGUCUUGGUUAUCUAGCAGGCGUUGGAAAAUUUUUAACAACCAAUGGGUUACGAAACAUUCUUUUAUUGAAUUUUACUAUUUCGAAAUUAAUUAUUAUCAUAUAAAUACAAUAAUAAAAGUUAUUAUAAAAUCAAUGAUUAUUCAUGCGAUUCGGUUCGUGACGUCCAUAGGUUGAGAAACGAUACUGUAGAUGUAUAUCGUGCACCUUUUUACAUACUCCAUAUAACACUAAUUUUAAUUCAUAGAUUUAAAUAUAGAUUAUAGAAUUGAUCCCUGGAUCGGCUGUCUAGUUUUAUAGAGAACAUUGGAUUCGUGUGGGUAUUAUUGUCGUGUUUACGAUAAUGGAAGAAGGGAUAUUAAAUCGAAUACAAUUCCUAGUGAUUCACUUUUAUCUUGAUGUUUAAAAGUAAAUAUUUAAAAAUAUCUGUGGUUUAUGUAAAUUAUCGCUACCGAGCGAACGUACCUUGUAGUAUUGCUUGCUACUUGUCGUUGACAAUCGCUUUCAUUCGGUUUUAUACUUCGAGCCGAUGGAUUGCUUUAAAAUGAAGUACCUACGACGUUCAACCGUUACUGCAUUCUCGUAAUAAAAAUGGUCAACGUGAACGUGAUUGUGAUCGACAAUAAGCCUCCAGGUUUAUAAAACUGAAUCUUCUUAGUUUUAUUCUGAGCAAAUUAUUUAUGUAAUUUAACUUUAGUGAUUUUAAGUAAAAUAUGUGUGUUUUGAUAAAGACGAUAUAUUAAAAAUAUGUUUGUAUACGAGAUGGAUUCUGUAAACUGAAGCGGGAACGAAAUAAAAAUAUUAAAUAAAUGUCUAACA
Molecule: messenger RNA, 8348 nt
Organism: Vanessa tameamea
Lineage: Eukaryota; Metazoa; Arthropoda; Insecta; Lepidoptera; Nymphalidae
Product: serine/threonine-protein kinase OSR1-like
Exons: 14
Coding region: 235-2004 (589 amino acids)
Biological process (GO): protein phosphorylation
Cellular component (GO): cytoplasm
Molecular function (GO): ATP binding; protein serine/threonine kinase activity
Source: RefSeq, a predicted model, not a curated record